This is a messenger RNA of Hevea brasiliensis (rubber tree), 4408 nucleotides long. RefSeq names its product pre-mRNA-splicing factor ATP-dependent RNA helicase DEAH7. The record is from RefSeq and is a predicted model, not a curated record. Gene Ontology annotation, molecular function: RNA binding; ATP binding. The coding region runs from base 370 to 4182 and encodes 1270 amino acids. Gene Ontology annotation, cellular component: intracellular anatomical structure; spliceosomal complex. Gene Ontology annotation, biological process: mRNA splicing, via spliceosome. The transcript has 17 exons. NCBI's taxonomy places the organism in Eukaryota, Viridiplantae, Streptophyta, Magnoliopsida, Malpighiales, Euphorbiaceae.
CUCUAUAUAUUUGCGCUGCACUAAGUAAGGAGCAGAGCGCCAAAUUUUUGCACAGAAUCCAAAAGUAAGCUUCUGCUCGCUCCUCUUUGUCUCUCUCUAAACCAAUUAGCAUCAAUCGCACGCGAGGAAGUGCUUACGCAAUUAGAUAAAAAAUUUUCAAAUCCACUUGCUACCUUUGAAAAUUUUGAAAUCCCUAAUCUGUUCCCACUCCAAUCGAGCCACUACUUCUGCCAAUCAUAGCUUUGUGUCGUCUCACGAUCCCACAUCCUCCAUCGUUGUUUCUCCGUCUUUACUUCGCUUGGCUUAUUUCAUCAACUCUCUGCUUUUUCAAUUGGUAGCAGUAGUCUAAAUUCCUAAACAACGGUAACUAUGGAACCUGAGCAGAGCAGCGGUGGAGGAUUAUAUGUUCCUGGGAAGCAGAGAGUCGAGUUCAGAGCUCCUCAAAGGAAGUCCCUUUUAGGUUUGGACAUCCUUGCAAAUGAAAAACGGGAGAAAUCUGAAUCAAAUGGCAUGUUUAAGGUUCCAAGAGAAAGAAUCACCUCUGUUGCAGCAUCCAUCGACGAGGGAGAACUUGAAUCAUCUGGAACAGAUGAAGUCAGGGAUGGUGAAUCUAUUAGUGUAAACAAUCAUGUAAAUAGACGUUAUCGUGAAACAGCUGCGCAUGAGAUCACUCAUGAAGAAAGUACCGUGACUCAAGGAGAAACAAUUAGUGAUAUUUAUGGUAGUCAUCACUCAAGAGAAAAUGUAUCAUCAGAUGAUCCUAGCACUAUUAGGAGUUCUCGAGGUAUCCGUUCAAGCAGUCCUAGGGGUGGGAGAGAUGACCGCAGUAAUGUGAGAAGAGAUUUUAAGGAUGAUUCCAGGGGUGAAAGCAGGAAUAGAAACCGGCAUAGGGAUAAUAGUGAAGAGAGCAGUCAUGGAAGGGGAGAUCGUCGUUCGUAUGAAAGAGAACAUAGUAGAGAUUAUGACAGAAAACGAGGCAGAUACGAAGGUUCAAGGAGGACACCAGGUAGAUUUGACUGGGAUGAUGGGAGAUGGGAAUGGGAAGAAACUCCCCGUCGGGAUAGUCACUCUAAUACAAGCCAGCGCCAUUAUUAUUCACCAUCCCCGAUGUUUGUUGGAGCCUCACCUGAUGCACGAUUAGUUUCCCCAUGGUUGGGCAGCCAUACACCUUCUUCUAUUGGUUCUACCGCUUCUCCAUGGGAUCAGAUUGCUCCCUCUCCAGUUCCGAUUCGUGCCUCUGGAUCUUCAGCUAAGUCUUCUAGUUCUAGGAAUGGUGGGAAGUCCCAUCAACUUACUUUCUCCUCUGCAAGGUCACAAUCAUUAGAGGAGGAAGGAGCAGAUAAAGCUUAUUCAUCUGAGGAACACAAUCAUGAGAUUACUGAAAGCAUGCGCCUAGAGAUGGAGUACAAUUCUGAUCGAGCAUGGUAUGAUAGAGAAGAAGGUAACACAAUGUUUGAUGCUGAUAGCUCAUCUUUUUUCCUUGGAGAUGAUGCCUCAUUCCAGAAAAAAGAAGCAGAAUUGGCCAAAAGGCUGGUUCGAAGAGAUGGCACCAGAAUGUCACUUGCACAAAGCAAAAGGUUGUCUCAACUUACUGCUGACAAUGCCCAAUGGGAGGACCGGCAAUUAUUAAGAUCUGGAGCUGUUAGGGGUACUGAAGUGCAGACUAAUUUUGAUGACGAGGAAGAACGCAAGGUCAUUCUUCUUGUACAUGAUACAAAACCUCCAUUCCUGGAUGGAAGAGUUGUUUUUACUAAACAAGCAGAGCCUAUAAUGCCCAUAAAAGAUCCUACCUCAGACAUGGCCAUUAUUUCACGCAAAGGAUCUGCUUUGGUUAGAGAAAUUCAUGAGAAGCAAAGUAUGAAUAAGUCACGCCAGCGUUUUUGGGAGCUUGCUGGCUCAAAACUUGGUGAUAUUCUUGGUGUUGAGAAGACAGCAGAACAGAUUGAUGCCGAUACAGCUGUAGUAGGUGAAGAAGGUGAAGUUGAUUUUAAGGAAGAUGCAAAAUUUGCACAGCAUUUGAAAAAGGAGGAAGCUGUGAGUGAUUUUGCAAGGUCAAAAUCCAUUGCUGAGCAGCGACAAUAUCUGCCCAUAUAUUCAGUGCGAGAGGAUUUAUUACAGGUGGUUCGUGAAAAUCAGGUGGUGGUUGUUGUUGGAGAAACUGGUUCAGGAAAGACUACUCAACUGACACAGUAUCUACACGAAGAUGGGUAUACAAAAAGUGGUAUAGUUGGUUGCACCCAACCAAGGCGUGUGGCAGCCAUGAGUGUUGCAAAGAGAGUUAGCGAAGAGAUGGAAACUGAAUUGGGAGAUAAGGUUGGUUAUGCUAUCCGUUUUGAGGAUGUGACUGGGCCAAACACCAUAAUUAAGUAUAUGACUGAUGGAGUGCUAUUGCGUGAAACUCUGAAAGAUUCUGAUCUUGACAAGUAUCGGGUUGUAGUCAUGGAUGAAGCACAUGAAAGAUCGUUAAACACAGAUGUUUUGUUUGGAAUACUAAAAAAGGUGGUUGCCCAGCGUCGUGACUUCAAGCUCAUUGUGACAUCUGCAACUCUAAAUGCUGAGAAAUUUUCUAAUUUCUUUGGAAGUGUUCCAAUUUUCCACAUUCCAGGAAGAACAUUCCCAGUGAAUAUCUUGUACAGCAAAACGCCUUGUGAAGAUUACGUUGAAGGAGCAGUGAAGCAAGCAAUGACCAUCCACAUUACAAGUCCUCCAGGUGACAUACUUAUUUUUAUGACCGGCCAAGAUGAGAUAGAAGCAGCCUGCUAUGCCCUUGCUGAGCGCAUGGAACAACUUAUAUCUACGACAAAAAAAGCAGUCCCUAAGCUCUUGAUACUGCCUAUAUACUCCCAACUACCAGCUGAUUUGCAAGCCAAGAUAUUCCAGAAAGCUGAGGAUGGGGCCCGCAAAUGCAUCGUUGCCACAAACAUUGCAGAAACGUCGCUGACAGUUGAUGGAAUUUUUUAUGUUAUUGAUACAGGAUAUGGUAAAAUGAAAGUUUACAAUCCUAGGAUGGGCAUGGAUGCUCUCCAAGUUUUCCCUGUUAGCCGUGCUGCUGCUGAUCAGCGUGCUGGACGUGCUGGUAGAACUGGCCCUGGCACGUGUUAUGGGCUUUAUACAGAAAGUGCAUACCUAAAUGAAAUGCUGCCCAGUCCAGUGCCAGAGAUCCAGAGGACCAACCUUGGUAAUGUGGUUUUGUUGCUCAAGUCUCUGAAGAUUGACAACUUGCUAGAUUUUGAUUUCAUGGACCCACCUCCACAGGAUAACAUCCUUAAUUCAAUGUAUCAGUUGUGGGUCUUGGGUGCACUCAACAAUGUUGGAGGCCUAACUGAUCUUGGCUGGAAAAUGGUGGAGUUUCCUCUAGACCCCCCACUAGCUAAGAUGCUCUUGAUGGGAGAACAACUAGGAUGUAUAAAUGAGGUUUUGACAAUUGUGUCAAUGCUUUCAGUGCCAUCAGUGUUUUUCCGGCCCAAAGAUAGGGCAGAGGAGAGUGAUGCUGCAAGGGAAAAAUUUUUUGUUCCCGAAUCUGACCACCUGACUCUGCUUAAUGUUUAUUUGCAAUGGAAAGAGCAUCAAUACCGUGGAGAUUGGUGCAACGAUCACUUUUUGCAUGUCAAAGGAUUACGGAAGGCUAGAGAAGUCAGAUCCCAGCUUCUAGAUAUUCUCAAAACUUUGAAAAUUCCAUUAACUUCUUGUGGUCAUGAUUGGGAUGUUAUACGAAAGGCCAUAUGUUCUGCAUAUUUUCACAAUGCUGCAAGAUUAAAGGGUGUUGGGGAAUAUGUUAAUUGCAGGAAUGGAAUGCCAUGCCAUCUUCACCCAAGCAGUGCCUUAUAUGGUUUAGGUUAUACUCCAGAGUACGUGGUAUAUCAUGAAUUGAUUUUGACAACAAAGGAAUACAUGCAGUGUGCCACUGCAGUGGAGCCCCAGUGGUUGGCUGAGCUGGGGCCAAUGUUUUUUUCUGUGAAGGAAUCGGACACAUCUAUGUUGGAGCACAAGAAAAGGCAAAAGGAAGAAAAAACGGCAAUGGAGGAAGAGAUGGAAAUUUUGAGAAGGGAGCAAGCAGAGGUAGAGAAAGAGAGCAAGGAAAGGGAAAGGCAAAAGAGGGCAAAGCAGCAGCAGCAAGUCUCUAUGCCAGGGCUGCGACAAGGCUCUUCCACUUAUUUGAGACCAAAAAAGUUUGGUUUGUAAAUGUCAUGUAUUCUGUAUUAAUAUUUGCGGUUGAAUGUUAUCAAUUCCUCUCUUAAAAUAGAGAUGUUGUAAAAGGGGGAGGGAUGUAGUCCCCUCAAGCGCAGCUGUUGACAGGAGGACAGAAAAAAUUCAGUGUCCAUUUUUUUUUAAGCGCUUACACAAGUUUGGAGGUAGAAUAGAAUAUUUGAGUCAUAGUAUUUAUUGAUUCUGAGUUCUGCUGUUUUUA